This is a messenger RNA of Sinocyclocheilus rhinocerous, 1493 nucleotides long. RefSeq names its product cyclin-dependent kinase 18-like. Gene Ontology annotation, cellular component: nucleus; cytoplasm. The transcript is spliced from 11 exons. Lineage: Eukaryota; Metazoa; Chordata; Actinopteri; Cypriniformes; Cyprinidae. Bases 278 to 1180 code for a protein of 300 amino acids. Gene Ontology annotation, biological process: protein phosphorylation. Gene Ontology annotation, molecular function: cyclin-dependent protein serine/threonine kinase activity. The record is from RefSeq and is a predicted model, not a curated record.
UCUCCUCCUGUCUCUCAUGAGCAGAAGUAGGAGGGAGCGCGGAAAGGGAUGCAAGAUAAACGCCUGUGCCUCUCUCUACUGCAUGCAUGCAUGCAAUGCGUGCUGCAGACUAAAUAAGACACCUCCAGUUUUGGAUUAUCUGUCUGGUGGUGCGCUGACUGCCUCCAGACCUGGAGGCCACCCUCCUCCCUUUCACACUGAAGGAAGAGUAGAGUAGAGACGGUCUACUGUUUGCCUCCUGCAGACUCCAACCACUCCUGACUUCUGGUCCAGCGACAUGAAUAAGAUGAAGAACUUCAAGAGGCGUUUCUCACUUUCCGUGCCACGAACAGAGACGAUAGAGGAGAACGAGUUUACAGAACAGAUAAACCAGCUCAACAUCCACUGCAAUGACGGUGUGGUGCCCAAUAGUCUGGGUCUACACAGCCUGCAACCCAGUCCAGUGGCUCCAGACAGCCAGGAUCAAUCUCCGACCGAACUGCAGUACCGCAAAAAAGUCCAGCACCGCCGAUUCUCCAUGGAGGAUGUAACUAAGAGGAUGUCUCUGCCCAUGGAUAUUCGUCUCCCGCCAGAGUUUCUGAAGAAGUUGCAGAUGGAAAGCCCUCCACCGUGCAAACCGCUCAGCCGCAUGUCCAGAAGAGCCUCACUGUCGGACAUUGGCUUUGGGAAACUGGAGACCUAUGUGAAGUUGGGAAAACUAGGAGAGGUAAGAUGUUUUCAGUUCCCUGGGGGCGUGGGCUGUAUCCUGUACGAAAUGGCGACAGGCCGUUCCAUAUUUCCUGGAUCGACUGUCAAAGAGGAACUACACCUGAUAUUUCGGCUUAUGGGCACCCCAACUGAGGAGAGCUGGCCCAGAAUCACAGCUAAUGAGGAAUUCAAAUCCUACCUGUUUCCUCAGUACAGAGCACAAGCGCUCAUUAAUCAUGUGCCAAGGCUUGACACAGAGGGAAUAGACCUUCUUACGGCUUUUUUGCUGUAUGACACCAAGCGCAGGAUUUCCGCCGAGUCGUCUCUGAGACACUCUUACUUCCUGACUCUGGGCGAGAACAUCCACUCCAUACCUGACACCUCAUCUGUGUUUUCACUGAGGGAGCUCCAGCUACAGAAGGAUCCGGGACACAAGAGCUCAGUAUUCCAGCCGCCGGGUCGAGGCAAGAACCGCAGACAAAGCAUAUUCUGAAGACAAGAAACAAAGCGGUGUGCAUGAAGAGAUCACCAGAACAAAACCAUUAUGAAGCAAACAGCUUUGUUUCUCCAUCCAAAACAUGCAUGCAUCCAUUCACAAACAUGUACUUCAGAAAACAGAUUCAAUAGAAGUGAAUCAUCCUCAGUCAUAACAUCAGCUGGUUAAAAGUGUGGCCAAGGCUCAAUCAAAUCUCUCUUGCAGUCUCUUUUAAACCUAAAAACCACACCGAUCCUAAAGCUCAAAUCUUUAAAGACAUUUACCCCUGGUUUCACAGACAAGGCUUAAGCCUAGCUCCAGACUAAAAUGC